Molecule: messenger RNA, 3157 nt
Organism: Manis javanica (Malayan pangolin)
Lineage: Eukaryota; Metazoa; Chordata; Mammalia; Pholidota; Manidae
Gene: ATG4B
Product: autophagy related 4B cysteine peptidase
Biological process (GO): piecemeal microautophagy of the nucleus; autophagosome assembly; aggrephagy
Cellular component (GO): cytoplasm
Molecular function (GO): protein-phosphatidylethanolamide deconjugating activity; cysteine-type endopeptidase activity
Source: RefSeq, a predicted model, not a curated record
GGGAAGUGUGUGCUCCCCGCCGGGAGCCAGGGAGCGGUACCUCCUCAACCCUGAGGAAGUUACAUUGGCACGUCGGAGGCGAGAAACCUCCAGCUCUCCUAGCACACUCAUGUGUUUUUAAAAUUCAGCAAACAAUAGAUCAUCUAAGCUUCCUUUUCUGCGAUUGAAGAAAGAAGCCGCAUCCUAACGCACAGUGCGUGUGUUGGGGGUGUGUAUGUAUAUAUAGACACCUGAGUAUCCGUGUUCGUGGUGUUUUGGCCUAUCUCAUCGUCCUUCUGUACCAGAGGAGGCAACUCCUUAAUCUUUGCUGGCAAGAUAUUUUGGGACUUUGUCCAGUUAGCCUCCAAAGCAUUUGCACACAGGUUCUCUCAUCCUGCGGCAGUUUUAGUGCUUUCAUUCCUUGAAGGGAGUGAUUUGCCUUCAAGUACCACCCCCUACCCUGGUCUGUUUAAUCCCAGCUGUCAUUCUGGAUAGCAUCGUUUUUGCUUCGUUUUUCUUUUCCAGGAAGCUGUGGCACAAAUUUACUGAAAUCUCAGUUUGGACACUGUAACAUAUGCAUGCAUGGCGAUGAUUGUGGUAUCUCAUCACUUAAAUCUACUCUGACCUAUGACACUCUCCGAUUUGCUGAGUUUGAAGACUUCCCUGAGACCUCAGAGCCUGUUUGGAUCCUGGGAAGAAAAUAUAGCCUUUUCACAGAAAAGGAUGAGAUCUUGUCCGAUGUGGCGUCAAGGCUUUGGUUUACAUACAGGAAAAACUUCCCAGCCAUCGCAGGGGGAACUGGCCCCACCUCGGACACGGGCUGGGGCUGCAUGCUGCGGUGUGGACAGAUGAUCUUUGCCCAAGCCCUGCUGUGCCGGCACCUAGGCCGAGACUGGAGGUGGACACAGCGGAAGCAGCAGCCAGACAGCUACGUCAGCGUCCUCAGUGCAUUCAUUGACAGGAAAGACAGUUACUACUCCAUUCACCAGAUAGCACAAAUGGGAGUUGGUGAGGGCAAGUCCAUCGGCCAGUGGUACGGGCCCAACACAGUCGCCCAGGUCCUCAAGAAGCUUGCUGUCUUUGACACCUGGAGCGCCUUGGCAGUCCAUAUAGCGAUGGACAACACGGUGGUGAUGGAGGACAUCAGAAGGUCAUGCAGGAGCAGCCUUCCGUGUGCAGGGGCCACUGCGUCUCCUGCAGACUCCGACCGGCACUGCAACGGCCUCCCUGCCGGGGCUGAGGUUGCCAGCAGGCCCCCGUGGAGGCCCUUGGUGCUUCUCAUCCCCCUGCGCCUGGGGCUCACAGACAUCAACGAGGCAUAUGUGGAGACUCUGAAGCACUGUUUCAUGAUGCCCCAGUCCCUGGGGGUGAUCGGCGGGAAGCCCAACAGUGCCCACUACUUCAUUGGCUACGUUGGUGAGGAGCUCAUCUACCUGGACCCUCACACGACACAGCCGGCUGUGGGGCUCACUGACAGCUGCUUUAUUCCGGAUGAGAGCUUCCACUGCCAGCACCCCCCCAGCAGGAUGAGCAUCGGGGAGCUCGACCCGUCCAUCGCCGUGGGCUUUUUUUGUAAGACGGAGGACGACUUCAACGACUGGUGCCAGGAAGUCAGAAAGCUGUCGCUGCUCGGAGGUGCCCUGCCUAUGUUUGAGCUGGUGGAGCAGCAGCCUUCCCACCUGGCCUGCCCUGACGUCCUGAACCUGUCUGUAGAUUCUUGUGAUGUAGAGCGAUUGGAAAGGUUCUUUGACUCAGAAGAUGAAGACUUUGAAAUCCUGUCCCUUUGAAAAUCCUGGAGUUUGGGGACGGUCCACUGGCCCUCGAUGGGGAUGCCUCCAAGAGCCCAGCCCUGCCUCGGGGUGCUUGGUGUCUCUGCAGCAUUUCAUCCAUCCAGCCCGCCCGCCCACUGAGUGCCGUGCCUCACGCCACCUCUGCCCUGGAUGGAGGACUGCACCGUUCUGGGGGCCCCACUGCGAGGCGUGAGGCCGCUUGGCCCAGAAAGCUCAUUGAGGCUGCGAGGCACGAAUGAGGGGCCGCCUGCAGGAGGCCCAGCGCAGCCGGGCCAGAGUUUCCGAGAGCAGCGCCUUCACACCUCAGAGCUCCCCUGAAGACACUGCCGGCCCUGCCCUAGUGCAUCGCCUCUGUCCUGCUUCGUCCUGGGCUCUCGGUUCUGGGUUUGCUUUGGAAUUAAAAGUCCUGUUUGAAGUUGCUCAACAGAGACAUGAAUUUCUGUCGGGCGUGUCCCAGGUCCAUCCCAGAAGACCUGCCAGGCGGGCAUGAGGAGCAGCAUCCGCGGACUGGGCCUUGGUGCUGGCCCUUGGCCUGUGCCCCGUAUGGUGUAUCGAGGGCAACCUCAGUGGGAGAUGGGGUGAGGGGAUCAUGGCGAGGCUCCUCCUCACUUUGGGGAGAGAAGUGGCAAGGGGGUGGGGCACGGUGGGAAUCAGAGAUGUCCCUGUGCACCGGACUCUCCAGGACAGAUGUGCCAGCGCUCCCGGAGCGGGGUUCCAUUUGCAGGUUGUGGCACUGAUACGCCCCACAUGCUGCUAGCUGGCUUGUCAUGCCAGCUUCCCCUGGGUGAGUGGGGGGUGAAGUCAGUGGGAGCUGCCCUCGCCUGGGACCUAGGCCUGGCAGGGAGGCGUGAAGGCACACUGCCACCUGGAGCCUCCCGUGUGUCCUCGUCCAUCUCAGUAUGGCCUUCCUGGCCACCAAGGCCUCAGAUGGUUUGGGGCUCAAGGGUAAAUCCUGAUCUUUAUGGUGCAAGGUACACCCCCUCCCCCAGCUUCUCAAGGCCUCAGCUGAUGGGCCUUGGUGCCAGGUGUCCUGGGCCCCAGACCCACACAGGUCUGCAGUCCCCCCAGGAAGUGCACGUGGGGUCUGGGGAGCUGGGGGGCAAUGGACACCUUCAGUGUGUUACCGAGGACGUGAGUCAUGAUAUUUCCUCUGCCUCCCUGCCUGCACCCCUCAGGUGGGGGUGGGGGACGGUGGGGCAGGUGGGCCACAGGCCAGGCCAGGAGGCUCUGCGGCAGCUCCUGCUCUCGCUGUGAAGCGUGGCAGGGCUGGCAUCUUGACCAAGGGGCUUUGUCCUGUGUGUUUUGAAAAAGGUUUGCUGAAGAGAAUGUUCACUCCUAGUAGCAUAGUUUGCAACUCUCAAUGGCCAAUAAUAAGUUUCAGCAGAAAA